This is a messenger RNA of Blepharisma stoltei, 944 nucleotides long. Lineage: Eukaryota; Ciliophora; Heterotrichea; Heterotrichida; Blepharismidae. The record is from the annotation of a GenBank genome assembly.
AUGGCAAACCCUGAAUAGUAAUUUUUAUCAAGUGACUAUCUCUUCAAGCUUCUCUUGAUAGGAGACUCUGGAGUGGGAAAAUCAAGUGUACUCCUUCGUUUCGCUGACAACAGCUACUCAGAGAGCUUUAUCGCAACAAUCGGAGUAGAUUUUGUAAGUCCUAUACAGAAAAUUAAGACAAUAGAAGUAGAGAACAAAGUGAUCAAACUUCAAAUCUGGGACACUGCAGGCCAAGAGAAAUUCCGCACAAUUACUUCUUCUUACUACCGAGGUGCUCAUGGUAUCAUUAUUGUGUACGAUGUAACCAACAGAGAAUCAUUUGAUAAUGUGAAGAACUGGAUAAAUGAAAUAACGAGAUACGCCAGUGAAAAUGUCAACCGCUUAUUAGUGGGAAACAAAUCGGACUUGGAAGGUAAAAAAGUUGUCACUUAUGAGGAAGGAAAAGAACUGGCUGAUUCUUUAGGAAUAAAUUUUAUUGAAACUUCAGCCAAAACAGCUUCGAAUGUCGAACAAUCAUUUUUAAGAAUGGCUGGGGAAAUCAAAGGAAGAAUUGCAUCAGCAGGCUCAAAGACAACUGGGGCCCAACCCAAGGGACAAAGAUUGGCGGGACCAGGAAAAUCGAUAACCCAAAAGAAAAAUAGCUGCUGCUAACUAUCCCCCUCUGUGAGCAACAGAAGACUUUUUUCGCUUGCGGAGGAGGUUAUUAAAAAUUUUAUAUAUAAAUCUUCUAGAUAAUUUUUUAAAAAAUCGUCAAUUCGAAAUAAUUUCAAAGCAAAUAUUAAUUGUUUAAAAUUAAAAUGAAUAAGCUGCAGAUUUCGUAUAAUAAUUAUCACUUAUAUAUCAAACAACUUUUACAUAAAAAAAAUUUUUUGUUCGCUCACGUAGUGUGGGUUGUACGAAAAAAUAGAAUUUUUCUAAUGUUUUAUUUUUAGGAGGGGGAGUAA